AUUCGUUACAUCGUUGAGAGUCAAUAUGAAAUUUAUCUUGAUUGUCGUUUUAUUAUGCAUUGCCAUUGUGCAUGCUGUGCCAUUGCGGUUUAGUCGAUCAGCUCAGUUCAUUCCACAAAAUAGCUUUUUACUUGGUGGAGGUGGCCUUGGUGGAGGUGGCCUUGUUGGAGGAGGCCUGUAUCCUAGCCCCAUUUUAGGUCCCGGCUUCAUUGGAACUGCAGGCAUUGGUCCAGCGGGACUUGAUGGAAUAGGUUUAGCGCAAGGACUUGGAACUCCGGCUUAUAUAGGAUAGUUUAGUUCAAAGAAACUAUUCAUCUAAAGCAUAUAUAGAAAUUAUCUAGCAAACUGAUUUUUUGUUGAACUUU
Contarinia nasturtii (swede midge) is the source of this 365-nucleotide messenger RNA. RefSeq names its product acanthoscurrin-2-like. NCBI's taxonomy places the organism in Eukaryota, Metazoa, Arthropoda, Insecta, Diptera, Cecidomyiidae. The transcript has 2 exons. The record is from RefSeq and is a predicted model, not a curated record. The coding region runs from base 26 to 292 and encodes 88 amino acids.